This is a messenger RNA of Rhodotorula graminis WP1, 612 nucleotides long. RefSeq lists its product as uncharacterized. NCBI's taxonomy places the organism in Eukaryota, Fungi, Basidiomycota, Microbotryomycetes, Sporidiobolales, Sporidiobolaceae. Gene Ontology annotation, cellular component: ESCRT III complex; multivesicular body. The record is from RefSeq and is a predicted model, not a curated record. Gene Ontology annotation, biological process: vesicle budding from membrane; late endosome to vacuole transport via multivesicular body sorting pathway. The transcript is spliced from 6 exons. Bases 1 to 612 code for a protein of 203 amino acids.
AUGGAGCGGGCGUGGGCCGCGGUGCUUGGCCUCAAGCUCCAACGCGACAAGCUCAAGCAGUACCAGCGACGUAUCGAGGUCGUCCUCGCUCGCGAGCGCGAGAUCGCCGCCGACUCGCUGCGCCAGGGCAACAAGCAGCGCGCGCUCACGGCCCUGCGCCAGAAGAAGUACCAGGAGCAGCUCUUGUCGCAGACAGACGCCCAACUCGAGACGCUGCAGAAACUCGUCCAGUCGAUCGAGUACUCGCUCGUCGAGAAGGACGUCCUGUACGGCCUGCAGCAGGGCAGCGAGGUCCUCAAGCAGCUCAAUAAGGAGAUGGACCUCGCCACGGUCGAGCGCCUCAUGGACGACACGCGCGAGGGCAUCGCCUACCAGGAGGAGGUCAGCGCGCUCCUGUCGAGCCGGAUGUCGGCCCAGGACGAGGAGGACGUGCUCGCCGAGCUCGCGGCGAUGCAGGCAGAACAGACCUCGACCAAGCUCCCCGAGGCGCCCUCACACGCCCUUCCCGAGGUCGAGCGACCAGCCGUCGUCGUCGACACCGAGGCGGACGAGGAGGAGGGCGAGCGCCAGGCUGUGCGGGCACGGCCAGAGCGGCAGCUCGUCGCGGCGUGA